Molecule: messenger RNA, 1331 nt
Organism: Musa acuminata subsp. malaccensis (wild Malaysian banana)
Lineage: Eukaryota; Viridiplantae; Streptophyta; Magnoliopsida; Zingiberales; Musaceae
Product: diacylglycerol O-acyltransferase 2D
Biological process (GO): triglyceride biosynthetic process
Cellular component (GO): endoplasmic reticulum membrane
Molecular function (GO): diacylglycerol O-acyltransferase activity
Source: RefSeq, a predicted model, not a curated record
CUUCUCUCUCUGCUUGCGGGCUGAAAACGUAAUACGAAUAGUAUAAUGAUGACGGAUGAGGCCAACCGGGAUGGUGACGACGAAGUGGUCGCCGGCAACGCAGGAGGCAUGGGCGGCGAGCCGGCGGUGUUCCAGGGGACGGAUUACUCCCUUCUUCAGACCAUCGUCGCCCUCAUCCUCUGGCUCGGCGCCAUCCACUUGAACGUCGCCCUGGUCCUCGUCGCCCUCCUCUUUCUCCCCGCUCGCCUCGCCGCCGCGGUUUUUGGGUUUCUCCUCUUCUUCAUGGUGAUUCCUCUCAAUGAUAGGAAUAGAUUGGGGCGCAGAUUGUCAAGGUAUAUUUGCAAAUCUGCGUGUGGGUAUUUUCCCAUCACCCUUCAUGUGGAGGACAUCACGGCAUUCGAUUCAGACCAAGCAUACGUGUUUGGUUACGAGCCGCACUCAGUGUUACCCAUAGCUCUUUGUGCUCUUGCCGACCAUGCAGGAUUCAUGCCGCUGCCCAAGAUCAAGGUUCUCGCGAGCAGUGCUGUCUUCUACACCCCCUUUCUGAGGCAGAUUUGGACAUGGAUGGGAUUAAUUCCUGCAUCAAGAAAGAACUUUUAUGAGUAUUUAGAAGCUGGGUACAGUUGCAUCAUCGUGCCUGGUGGUGUGCAGGAGACAUUUCAUUUGAACCGCGACACUGAGGUUGCUUUCCUUAAAACAAGAAAAGGAUUUGUGCGAAUUGCCAUGGAGACAGGCCGACCUAUAGUACCUGUGUUCUGCUUUGGUCAGAGUUAUGUUUACCAGUGGUGGAAGCCCGGUGGGAAUUUAUUUGUUCAGAUCGCUCGAGUGGUAAAGUUUACUCCGAUAGUCUUCUGGGGAAGAUUUGGAACCCCUAUACCAUUUCGGCAUCCAUUGCAUGUCGUGGUUGGAAGGCCCAUUGAGUUGAUGAAAAAUCAGGAACCCAGUGCAGAUGAGGUCAACGAGGUUCACGCUCAGUUUGUUGAUGCCCUCCAAGAGCUCUUCGAGAAGUACAAGAGCAGAUUUGGUUACCCCGAUCUCCAACUCAGAAUUCUAUGACAUAUGCAUCUUGCUUGCCUUGGAUCACACCUGUGGUUGGUGAACCUGAAAUUGAUCUUUAGAGAAAGUGACAGCCUGAUAUCACAUUAGUAUCAUACUAUAUGUUGUGAUGCUCAGAUAUUAUUUUAUACUUUGGUUCUCAAGGGUAACAGAACAGGAUGGAUGGGUUUGAAGAUUGGAUGUAACACAGUCGUGGUGGUCAAUUGUAUAAAAUGCCGAGACUAGAGCGGUCUUACCGAGUAUAAAAAUAAAGGUUUAUAAUGGAAAGUUUAUUA